Racocetra fulgida is the source of this 410-nucleotide messenger RNA. NCBI's taxonomy places the organism in Eukaryota, Fungi, Glomeromycota, Glomeromycetes, Diversisporales, Gigasporaceae. The record is from the annotation of a GenBank genome assembly.
AUGAAAGCAGCAAUAACAAGAAAGAGCUGCAAAGACAGAAGUAGCAACAAGAGCUACAAGGGCAACGGCAACGGCAGUAGCAACAAGAGCUACAAGGGCAACGACAACGGCAGUAGUAACAAGAGCUACAAGGACAACGGCAAUGGCAGUAGUAACAAGAGCUACAAGGGCAACGAAAGAGGAAUUGAAGAUCAAGCUGAAACAGCUAAUAAUAAUGAAGAAGGAGAUGGUGAAGAAGACGAUGGUAAAGACAAUGAAGAAGGAGACGGUGAAGACAAUGAAGAAGACAGUGAAGAUAAUGAAGCAGUCAAUUAUGACGAUAAUAAUAAUAAUACACAUGAAGACCCUUUUGUGUAUAUUGACUAUUAUAGAGAAAAUGAGAACUCCAAUAUUAUUCAAGAUUGGAAUUA